AUGGCACUACGACUAGUUUUACUGGUAGCUUCAACUCUUUUAGUUUCAUCACAAUCCUUAACUUGGUGGAGCCCAGCUGUGUGCAGAAAUACACCGAGCCUUAAUAAUGGAAAUAUUAUAAGAAAUGGGUGGAAUAAUUUUGACUACAAGUGUAAUACCGGAUACGAGUUGAGCGUUACUGGUAACUGUCGUAGUCGAUUAUGGCGUCCACAAGUAACAUGUAAAGUUGUGGAAUGUGAAGGAGAUCAGAUGAUAACCAAUUCUGAUGAUAAAACAAUCAAAGGCACAUUUGGUGACCCUUUCUCGUUUAACUGUAAGGCUGGUUUUACUGAACUUGGCCCUACUGGAAGUUUGACUUGUGGAGAUCAAGGGCAAUGGCAAAUAGACGCCGGUUGUGAAGCUGUAGAAUGUCCCGAGGGUGAGGUUAUUGGUCGACCCAAUUCUACUGAUACGACAAUAGCAGGCACAUUUGGUGACCCCUUCGUAUUUACCUGUUUACCCGGUUUCACUAGAGAUGGUACUACUGGAAGUAUGAUUUGUGGCACGGACGGAUCAAAGGGGAUAUGGCAAAUAAUUCGUCCUUGUAUAGGUAACGUCAUAUUCUAA
This is a messenger RNA of Lottia gigantea (owl limpet), 606 nucleotides long. RefSeq lists its product as hypothetical. The record is from RefSeq and is a predicted model, not a curated record. The transcript has 4 exons. Lineage: Eukaryota; Metazoa; Mollusca; Gastropoda; Lottiidae. Bases 1 to 606 code for a protein of 201 amino acids.